Messenger RNA from Umbelopsis ramanniana AG, 1578 nucleotides. RefSeq lists its product as uncharacterized. Gene Ontology annotation, biological process: farnesyl diphosphate metabolic process; ergosterol biosynthetic process. The coding region runs from base 43 to 1305 and encodes 420 amino acids. Gene Ontology annotation, molecular function: squalene synthase [NAD(P)H] activity. Lineage: Eukaryota; Fungi; Mucoromycota; Umbelopsidomycetes; Umbelopsidales; Umbelopsidaceae. Gene Ontology annotation, cellular component: endoplasmic reticulum membrane. The transcript has 6 exons. The record is from RefSeq and is a predicted model, not a curated record.
CUGCCAUAGCCCCCGUUCAUUCACUGUUAGCAAAUCCCCAUCAUGUUGGACGUCCUCCUUGCCUCCAUCGGCCAUCCAUCCGAGCUUAGUGCUCUCAUUACAUACAAGUUCUUCAAGCCUGAAUCCAACAUCAACCGCAACCAAAAACUCAUUGCUAACAACGAAAGAAAGAAGAGGUGCUACGACUUUUUGGAUAAGACAUCACGUAGUUUCAGCGCAGUCAUCCAAGAACUCGAUGAUGAAUUAAGAGAUGCCAUCUGCUUGUUCUACUUGGUGCUUCGAGGAUUGGAUACUAUUGAGGAUGAUAUGACUUUGGACCUCGACAGAAAGUGUGAAUUGCUUCGAUCUUUCGACAAAAUCAUUUUCCAACGUGGAUGGAAUUUUAAAGAAAACGGUCCCAAUGAAAAGGAUCGUCAUCUUCUUGUCGACUUCCAGAUUGUCAUUGAGGAAUUCCUUGAACUUCCCAAGAAGUUCCAGGAUGUUAUUGCCGAUAUCACCAAUCAAAUGGGUAAUGGUAUGGCUGAUUAUGCCUCUGGCGAUCACAGAGAGAACACUGCCGUGGCCACCAUCAAGGACUUUGACCUCUACUGCCAUUAUGUUGCUGGUUUGGUAGGAUGGGGUUUGUCUGACCUUUUUGCCGCUUCUGGUCUUGAAGAUCCUUCCAUUGCCAAAGACAAGCGACUCUCUGACUCCAUGGGUAUGUUCUUGCAAAAGACCAACAUCAUUCGCGAUUACCGCGAAGAUUUGGAUGAUGGAAGACAAUUCUGGCCCAAGGAAAUCUGGGGAAAAUAUACCGAUGAUUUUGCUGGACUUGUCAAGCCUGAGAACGCUAAGACGGCUCAAGCUGUUUUGAGUGCUAUGGUUCUCAACGUCUUGGAACACAUUCCCGAUGUUCUUACUUACCUAAAGUCAUUGAAGAACCAGUCUGUCUUCAACUUCUGUGCCAUUCCUCAAGUUAUGGCUAUUGCUACACUCGCCCUUGUUUUUAACAACCAGGAUGUCUACCAUCGCAAUGUCAAAAUCAGAAAGGGUACAGCCGUCAAGCUUAUUAUGGCUUCCACCAACAUGGAUAACGUUGUUGCUAUCUUCCGAGAGUACAUUCACGUUCUUUCCACUAAGAACGAUGCUGCGGAUCCUAACUUUAUUAACAUUUCCAUCGCCGUUGGCAAGGCCGAACAAUGGAUCACCACCAACCUCCCCGAUUCUCCUCGUACGCUUGCCAAGCGCUCAGACUCUUCGUCGACCUUCAUUAUGCUGGCCGUUUUAGCCAGUCUUGCUGCCAUCAUCUUGAAUGCCUACAAAUGAUACCCGAACUCACGAAUAUCUCCAUCCUGACAUUGUGGCCAGGAUGUCAACCUCCUGCAUCUAUCGUGCGAUUUGGUCUCUCACUUUUCUCCCCCCUCAUUCAAUAUAAUAUUUAAAAGCAUUCGAUCUAGCGGCUCUGACAGAUCGGAUUUGCCCAAUUAUUCCGUUCAAACCUGGAUAUAACAAAUAAAGAAAAUAUAUAUUAAAAAAGAAAAAAGGUAGAACUAUUACAAAGGAAAAAGCUCAGCUCGUCUCCAUAAAUAAUCUAUCACC